CGUUGUAUUCUCUCUUCUCACGUCUCACUCUUUCUCUCUCUACAUUUUUUUUUCUUCCACAAAAAAUCUCCAUUGUUGCAACUCCAACUGUCCUUCUACCAAACUUUCUCUCUCCUAUUUCUCUCUGUCUCUUAGCCGUUUCUCUUCUACUUGCACAGAUUUCCAUGUCUAACGGCCGUUAUUUCCAACACUACGGAGUGUAAUACAACUAUUGCUCUGUUUUUUUAGAGAGAGAAAAUUGAAAUCGGAACUAAACUCGGAAUCAAUCGGUUUUUUUUGGGUUUGAGAAUCAGGGUAUUGGUUAAUUUUUCCUGGGAAUUUCGAUUUAGUGAGGAAAUUAUUAAUACGAUGAACAACAGAAUGUUUGAUCUGAACAUGAUGGAUGUAGUAGCUAACAACAAUAACUCCAUGAAUAAUAAGGAGGAGAGAGAAAACUCCAUGAAUGAUGAAGGCUCAGCAACCAACACUGAGCUUUCCGGGACUUCCUCCGCCUCAUCGCUCGUCAACGCCACCGCCGAGGAGUCUCCGAUCUCCGGCGCCGGGGAGUUUGACUUCUUCUCGAAACACAGUAGUGCCGAUGUUUCUCCGUUUGUUACUCGGCAGCUCUUUCCGAUGAAUGAGGGUGACAACGGUGGUGGAAGUGUUGGUUACGACGGAGGAGGCGACGGAACAAGAGAGAUGGAGCUUCUUAGGCUCGGAUCGUCGUCUUCGACGCCCCGAAGCAUGCCAACAAAUCAUAACAGUAAUAGCAAUCAGUGGCUGAACCUUUCGGUUUUAGGUUCGGGUCCAGGUUCGGGGGUAGGUACCGAGCAGCAGAAUAAUGCUAAACAGCAGGUUAGGAGGAGUAGGAGGGGGCCCAGGUCAAGGAGUUCUCAAUACAGGGGUGUCACGUUUUACCGGAGAACCGGCAGAUGGGAGUCACAUAUUUGGGAUUGUGGAAAACAAGUGUAUUUGGGUGGAUUCGAUACUGCUCAUGCUGCUGCUAGAGCGUACGAUAGGGCAGCGAUUAAAUUCCGUGGUGUUGAUGCUGAUAUCAAUUUCACCAUUGCUGAUUAUGAAGAUGAUAUGAAGCAGCAAAUGAAAAACUUAAGCAAGGAAGAAUUCGUGCACAUCCUUCGGCGGCAAAGCACCGGCUUCUCCCGGGGUAGUUCGAGGUAUCGAGGUGUAACGCUUCACAAAUGUGGUCGGUGGGAAGCUAGAAUGGGGCAAUUUCUUGGCAAGAAGUAUAUAUAUCUUGGCUUAUUCGACAGCGAAGUAGAAGCCGCGAGGGCUUAUGACAAGGCUGCUAUACAAUGUAAUGGGAGAGAAGCGGUCACCAAUUUCGAGUCUAGUUCUUAUCAAGGCCAGAUACCAAUUAUGCAACCUAACAAUCAGGGGGAUGGGCAAAACCUUGACUUGAAUCUUGGAAUUUCGAUCACCAUAGACAAGGGGGCUGGAGAAUCACAACCCCAUCAUCCACCUCUUCAUCUUCCUAAUGGAAAUUGGCCUGCGAAUGGGAGUUACUUUAUUCCUGGUGCACCUCAGCUCUAUGGUCAGCCAUUGGCAUCGAGACAAUCUACUCCUAUGUGGUCUGGUUUACCACCAGGACGGCCUGCAACUUAUGAGGAAAGAGUUUCUGAUCAGCAAAAGCUAGAGGCAAUAGCAGGCUCAGCAAGAUUACCAAACUGGGGAUGGUACAUGCAAAACCAAGGUGGUCAAGGAGGAGGAAGUGGUGGUACUGCAAACCAAGUCCAGCAGUUAUCAAACGCAGCAUCAUCAGGAUUCUCAUCAUUUUCUACCACCACUACUUCUUCCGCCAAUUAUCCAUUUACGACCUUACAUAACGAUUUUCACAAUAAUAAUAAUAAUAAUAAUAAUCAUACUCAAGGUAGGUGACACAAGGCCACCGCCUUUGACGGGUGUUUUUUUUUUCCGAUGCCACUUAUUUAUAUCUGAUCGACUUUUCUGGAUUCAAAGGCAUGGGUUGUGAGGGAAGCUGAACAUAACAUAUAAAUACGAAUACUUGUUAUAUUGAUAGUGAUAUAUUAUAUAGGAUGGACUGAUGGAGUUUGAUUUGAGAUUUUUCCAAGUGUAUAUGACCAGUGUGCGAGGUGCAUACGUUGUGCAUAUAAAUUUGGUGCAGGAUUAAUUUUGUAUCUAAUAAUCUAUGAUACAUCUGCAUAAUUACAAUGGAAUUGAGAGAUAAUUCAACCCCUUUUUUCUCUUCCCAA
Messenger RNA from Spinacia oleracea (spinach), 2210 nucleotides. RefSeq names its product AP2-like ethylene-responsive transcription factor TOE3. Gene Ontology annotation, molecular function: DNA binding; DNA-binding transcription factor activity. The record is from RefSeq and is a predicted model, not a curated record. Bases 349 to 1875 code for a protein of 508 amino acids. The transcript is spliced from 10 exons. Lineage: Eukaryota; Viridiplantae; Streptophyta; Magnoliopsida; Caryophyllales; Amaranthaceae. Gene Ontology annotation, biological process: regulation of DNA-templated transcription.